Messenger RNA from Prunus avium (sweet cherry), 1050 nucleotides. Lineage: Eukaryota; Viridiplantae; Streptophyta; Magnoliopsida; Rosales; Rosaceae. The record is from RefSeq and is a predicted model, not a curated record.
AUGGCUGGAUCUGGAAGUUCUGAAGUGAGAACUCCGAUCUUCUCCGGUGAGAAUUACGAAUUUUGGAGAAUCAGAAUGACGAUGAUCUUCAAGGCUCAUGGGUUAUGGAAAUUGGUUGAAAAGGGGAUUUCGACCUCAGAUCCAAAGAAGAAGAAGGCUGAAGGAAGCUCAGAAGAGGAAGUUGAUGAGAAAACAGCAGCUGCCUAUAUGCAAGAUGCUAUGGCUCUGGGCAUUAUUCAAACUGUGGUUUCAUAUCAGAUUUUCCCACGAAUAGCUAAUGCCGAAACAACAAAAAUGGCUUGGAAUUUGUUGUAUGGAGAGUAUCAUGGUGGUGAUCAGGUGAGGUCGGUAAAACUACAAAAUCUGAGGCGUGAAUUUGAGUAUGCUAGGAUGAGAGGUGUUGAAGCCUUAUCUGGUUAUUUGACAAGGCUGAAUGACUUGAUAAACCAAAUGAAAACAUUUGGUGAGCUUCUGUCUAAUGAAAGACUUGUCCAGAAAGUGUUGAUUAGUCUUAGUAAACCAUACGAUCCUAUAUGUUUGGUUAUUGAAAAUACCAAAAGUUUGGAGACGAUGGAAUUGCAGGAAGUUGUGGCUAUUUUGAAAAGCCAAGAGCAAAGGUUUGAUCUGUAUAAUGUGGAUACCAUUGAAAGAGCUUUUGCUUCACUCUCUGUGAGCUCAAAAGGGCAACAAAAUAGGGGUAACUCUCAGUCCAGUGGCCCUAAGUCUCAAAAGAAUUGGAAUUCUACGGGGAAACCAUGGGACUCAAAAGGAAAGUCUCAGCAGAACAAUCCUGCUCCAAAUCACAGAUUCAGUUCAUCACAGCCGGCAAAUCAAGAAGCUGUGAAGCCUCAGUGCAGAGUGUGCUCUAAGUGCCAUUUUGGAGAAUGCAGAUAUAAAGGUAAGCCAAAAUGUUACAAUUGUGACAGAUUUGGUCACUUGGCUAGAGAGUGUACUGUGGGGAAGACUACUCAAAAGGCUAACUGUGCAAAUCAAGUGGAGGUUUCUGGUAAUUGUUCUAUGCUAACAGUGCAAUUACGGAUGUCAAAAUGA